UGUGGGAGCAACCAUCAGGCACACUUGCCCGACCAGGGCACAGCCCCGCCCCUGGGGCGGAAUGAUGGCAAGCUCGCCGGCAGACUCACCGAUUGGCCGGGGCUGCCUGUCACUCGAAGGAGCUGAUGUGUGUCAGUGAGGAGGACGAGAGAUUUACUCACAAAAAGCCACACGUGUGAGAGCAGGCAGCGUUAGGGCUGCUCAGUCAUUGCAAAAACACUUGCAGACAGAUACACUCAACACAAGGGAAGGGCGAUAGCAGCAGCUUCAAUAUUCCUGCAACUAGAGGGAGAGAGCCGGCUUCCUGCAGCAUCGUGAAAGCAGAGGAUCCCCUUUCAGCACUGGAAAUCGACUGGCAGCACAGCGACUAAAAGCGGCUCCAGGAGCCCAGCACAGUGUCUGUGGAAAGCAGCUGGAAGUCCAGCUUUCAGCCGGGGCUUUCGCUGCCAAUGUACCUGUUAACACCAGCCGAGCCCCUGGCCAGUUGCAGCGUGCCCCCGAAACUCGCUGCAUUGUGAACCCAGUCUUUUAUUUAUUAUUGAAUUAUUCGCACCCACACCCCAUCGAAAACUUUUCAUCAGGUGCUCUAGCUAAAAGGGACAGUUUCUUCUGUUAAUACUGAAAAAGCAACAAGGGGAAAAAAAAAACAAAAUGCAGGUUUUGGAGGAUGCAAUGGGCCCUUUACUAUCUGGGGGGUCCUUUUGCAGAAAAGUGCUCGCAGUUUUUCAACUUCUCAUAUUGAUGGGACUUCGUCACAAGAGUGACUUUGCUGGUGAAGCCAUUCACGUCGCAACUGCUGCUGCACGAGCUGGAGGUGAGAAGCCAGUCCAUCAUCAUCUGUCAGCAUUUGGGUGGCUGGAGCUGGGUGACAACAGCGAAUAUGAAAUUGUGACUCCAUAUGAAGCUGACAGCAGUGGUGAUUAUGUCUCUCUCUCAGUAAUCCAUCAACAGAGAAAGAAGCGAUCCGUUCAUAAUGUUGGUGAUGAAUCCCUCUACUUCAAACUCAAUGGGUUUGGCCAGGACUUUCAUUUGGAGCUAAGAACUUCUGAGGGCUUCAUGCCUCCCGGAUUUACAGUUCAGACUUUAGGAAAACAAGGCUUAAAAUCUGUAGAGCAUUAUCAUCCAGAGGAGCUGUGCUUCUAUCAAGGUGCUUUAAUAUCACAUAACAAAUCUUCAGUGGCACUUUCUACAUGCAAAGGCUUGUCAGGUUUGAUAAGAACAGAAGAAGCUGAUUACAUUUUGACACCUCUACCUCAGCACCUUGCACUUAAACACAAUUACACAGCACCUAAAGGGCACCAUCCACAUGUCCUGUAUAAGAGAUCUGCAGAGCCAAAAGUGCACAUUCAAGAUAAUGAGGUAACCAUAAACCAGAGGUCUGUGGGAAUUGGAUAUUAUGAUCACAAGUAUCGUCACCAACACCGACGUCGUAAUGACUACAAACAUGGACAGCUUCAAAAGCAGCACUACUGUGGAAGACGCAAGAAAUAUAUGCCAAAACCCCCAGAAACAGAUAUGUAUAUUCUGCCAGAUGAGUAUCGAUUCUUAUCCAGAAAUAAGCGUUCCUUGUUCAAGAUGCAAAAGAAUGAAAAGCUUAAUGUGGAAACAUUAGUUGUGGUGGACAAGAAGAUGAUUGAAAAGCAUGGCAGCGAGAACAUAACUACUUAUGUAUUAACUAUACUAAAUAUGGUGUCCACUCUGUUUAAGGAUGGUACGAUAGGAGGAAACAUAAAUAUUGUAAUUGUUGGGAUUGUCCUGCUGGAGGAAGAUCAGCCAGGUCUUUUAAUAAACCACCAUGCAGAUCGUACUUUGAACAGCUUCUGUCAGUGGCAGUCGGGAUUGGUGGGCAAGGAUGGUAAUCGUCAUGAUCAUGCCAUUCUGCUGACAGGCCUUGACAUUUGUUCUUGGAAGAAUGAGCCUUGUGAUACUUUAGGAUUUGCACCCAUCAGUGGGAUGUGUAGCAAAUAUCGCAGCUGUACUAUCAAUGAAGACACAGGAUUAGGCCUGGCCUUCACCAUCGCUCAUGAGUCUGGACACAACUUUGGUAUGAUUCAUGAUGGAGAAGGAAAUGUAUGCAAGAAAUCCGAGGGUAAUAUCAUGUCACCAACACUUGCGGGACAUAAUGGGGUCUUCUCGUGGUCAGCCUGCAGCCGGCAAUAUCUGUACAAGUUUCUGAGCACUUCCCAGGCAACUUGUCUCGUUGAUGAUCCAAAGCCAGCAAAGGAGUACAGAUACCCAGACAAGCUGCCAGGAGAGCUCUAUGACGCUGACACACAGUGCAAGUGGCAGUUUGGGGUGAAGGCCAAACUCUGCAGGCUAGAUUUUAAAAAGGAUAUCUGUAAAGCACUUUGGUGCCACAGAGUUGGCCGAAGAUGUGAAACAAAGUUUAUGCCAGCUGCUGAGGGCACUGUUUGUGGGCUCAACCGGUGGUGUCGCCGUGGACAAUGUGUGAAACACGGAGAUUCAGGCCCAAAACCUAUAAACGGUCGUUGGUCAAACUGGUCAAUGUGGUCACCUUGUUCGAGGACCUGUGGAGGAGGAGUAACAAACCGAGAACGUCAGUGUACAAACCCAAGACCACAGUAUGGAGGAAAGUUCUGCGAUGGUAUUCAUCGUACAUACAAGCUUUGCAAUAAUCAAAAAUGCCCUAAAAAUAGCGUUGAUUUUAGAUCACAACAGUGUGCUGAAUACAACAGCAAGCCAUUCCGAGGGUGGUACUACAACUGGAAGCCAUAUAUUCAUGUUGAGGACCAUGAUCUUUGCAAACUCUAUUGUGCAGCAGAAGAUUUUGACUUCUUUUUUGCUCUUUCAAGUAAAGUCAAAGAUGGAACACCAUGCUCUGAGGAAAGAGCUGACGUAUGCAUAGAUGGUGUAUGUGAGGCAGUUGGAUGUGACCGUGUACUGGGUUCUAAUGCUGUGCCUGAUGCAUGUGGGGUCUGCAAAGGAAACAACGCAACCUGUAAAAUCUAUAAGGGCCAAUACAGCAAACAGCACUAUGUCAACCAAUACUACACGGUAGUUGUUAUUCCUGCAGGAGCACGUAGCAUUCGUGUAUAUGAAGUAAAUAUCUCCAACGCUUACAUUGCUGUUAGAAACCAACAACAAAAAUACUAUCUCAAUGGCCAUUGGACAUUGGAUUGGCCUGGUCGGCACAGAUUUUCUGGCACAAUAUUUGAUUAUAAAAGGCCCUUCAAUGGCCAGGAAAGCCUUUCUGCCAUGGGCCCUACGAAUGAAACAUUAGUAAUAGAGAUACUACUUCAGGGCAAAAAUCCAGGGAUUGGAUGGGAAUAUUCCUUGCCAAAAUCAUCGACUGAGAAUAAAACAGCUCCAAAACACAAUUACACUUGGGCCAUUGUUCGCUCUGAAUGCUCAGCUUCUUGUGGAGGAGGUAAUGUUUCCUUGAGGGAGGUAACAUACAGGGAACAGAAAGUAGAAAUAAAUGGAUCAAUUUGUUUUCCCAAGACUAGACAAGUUAUGGGCGUGACUAACCUUCGGUAUACGGCCUGUCCCCCUGUCUGGGCUGUUGGUGACUGGGGAGAAUGUAGCCAAACGUGUGGAAGAGGUGAACAGCUAAGACAAAUCCGUUGCACUCGAAGAGUCGCUUACAACAAGCUAGAGGAUGUACACCAUGUGUUGUGUCCAUUUCCAAUGCCAAUCCAAAAGCAAGCGUGCAAUACUCAUAACUGUCCACCUGCAUGGAGUGUGGGAGCUUGGUCGGAGUGUUCCCGAACAUGUGGAAAAGGAUGGAAAAAGAGGACUGUUGUUUGCAAGAGCACAAAUCCUACUCCCAGGUCUCAGAUCCUACAUGGGAGUGCUUGCAAGGCCAAAGCAAAACCUAAAACCCAAGAAACCUGCUUGCUGAAACGCUGUCAUAAACAUCGCAAAAUGCAGUGGUUUAUAUCUACAUGGGCUGAGUGUUCUGUGACUUGUGGUAAAGGGAUUCAAAAGAGACACUUAAAGUGUGCAAACAAAGACAAUUCUGGAAAAUACAAAGAAUUUGCUUACAAAAGAUGUAAUCACUUGCCAAGACCUAACCUGGAGCUAGAAAGAACAUGCAUUCUUAGUGCAUGUCCAAAACCACCAAGUGAAAGGGCCUUCAGCAAUGCACUAGCAAACUGGUAUGCCUCACCUUGGUCACAGUGCUCUGUUAGCUGUGGGGGAGGGGUGCGAGCCCGUGCAGUUCAUUGUCUUGCGUACGGUAGACCUACCUCAGAGUGUCUACUACACCAAAAACCCCUCGCUACAGAAGCAUGCAAUACCAAUUUCUGUCCUCUGCCUGAAAAAAAAGAUGUCUUUUGCAAAGAUUAUUUCAACUGGUGCUACCUGGUACCCCAGCAUGGUGUUUGUGGUCACAAGUUCUACGGCCAGCAGUGCUGCAAAUCGUGCUCCAAGUCAAAUGUAUAAAAGAACCAUUAAAUGAACAAAAUACAUUAAUUUUGUUAUAAGGAAGCUGCACAUUGUAAUUUUGGUUGCAUCUGAUGAUUGAAGAGGUAAAGACUAAUCAGGUUCUGACUUGUACGUGAAACCUAGCAGCAUUCCACCUGUCAAUCAAUGUGAUAAAAGAGAGCUAUUCUUACAUAUAUUACUAUCACCAGAUCAGCAAAAUCUUGCAGCACUGCCCAUAUUUGAAUCCUUCGAUUCGCAAGCAACAAUGAACAAUGUCUGUACAAUACCAUGUACUUAAGUGCAAGAUUGAAAAAUAUACCAGUUUUUCAAAGGAAGUGUUAUAUGUUAUUGACCUACAUAAUCUGGCUAUGUGAAAUGAACUGAGCAAAGAUUUUGAAAACCAGAAGGCAUUCAAAAUACUGUGUAAACAAAAGUGGGAGUGGGGAAAAGUGUGGGAG
Messenger RNA from Rhincodon typus (whale shark), 4844 nucleotides. Its product is annotated as A disintegrin and metalloproteinase with thrombospondin motifs 16. Gene Ontology annotation, molecular function: metalloendopeptidase activity. Gene Ontology annotation, biological process: extracellular matrix organization; proteolysis. Lineage: Eukaryota; Metazoa; Chordata; Chondrichthyes; Orectolobiformes; Rhincodontidae. The record is from RefSeq and is a predicted model, not a curated record. Gene Ontology annotation, cellular component: extracellular matrix. The transcript is spliced from 27 exons. The coding region runs from base 652 to 4404 and encodes 1250 amino acids.